GACUUUUCGCCGUCUGAUCGAUAAAAACAAAAAGGACAUUUUUGGCUUCAUUUUGACGAAAAAAUAAACAAAAAGUCAAUAAAUCAACAAUUUGUUUAUUAUAUUUUGAAAAGUUAAUAACGUAAAUAUGAAAUAAAUUGAGUUGAAAGAGUAUUUUUGCAAGAAGGAGUGAUGCAAAGUGGGAAUCCUACUGGCUCCAAUUUACUUAAAGUUCCACAGUCUGCUUCAUCAACGAUAUCCAAUUAUCAACAAAUUUUUGAUUUGAGUAACCUGAGUCCAAAAUCGAAAAGAAUUCUAAUAUGGAAGGAGAAAAACAGGAGUUCCCAGUUUUUAAACGUCCUCGAAGGAGAAGAGGAAGACAUGGUUAUGGACAGAUUAGAUGAUGAGCCACAAUUAGUGUACAUGAAAGCAUUGUCCGCCUACCAUUGUUAUGAUCUGAUUCCAACUAGCUCAAAACUCGUCGUUUUUGACACUAAAAUUAGUAUCAAGAAAGCCUUCCUAGCCCUCAUGUACACCGGGGUAAGGGCUGCCCCACUCUGGAACGAACAGCUGAAAAAAUAUAUCGGUAUGCUAACGAUCACAGAUUUCAUCAAAAUCUUACGCCAAUAUUAUAAAACGCCAGGGAAAGACAUCACAGAACUGGAGAGCUAUGAAAUUCAAACUUGGAGAAAUGUUCUAGAAGAAUAUAAACGGCCAUUAGUACACGUCAGCCCUGAUGUUACCCUGGCCGAAGCUAUACAUCUGUUAAGUCAGCAACAAGUUCAUAGGUUGCCGGUUAUAGACCCAGUAACAGGUGACGCCUUAUUCAUAGUGACUCACAAGAGAAUCCUUCGUUUCCUGUUCAUUUACAUUUAUGACAUGCCAGAGCCGGAUUUCAUGAGGCAUUCCUUGCAAGAGCUCAACAUUGGAACGUUCAAGGACAUCGUCUACGUGAAAAAAGACACGCCAGUUAUUGAAGCGCUUAAUUUACUGAUGGACAAAAACAUAUCGGCCCUGCCCGUCGUCGACGAUAAUAUGAAAGUGUUAGAUGUCUAUGCCAAGUUUGACGUCAUCAACUUAGCUCCAAACAAGGCCUACACCGAUCUGAGUGUCAGCGUUGAGAAAUCGGUUGAGAAUAAAAUAAGGACGUUCAAUUCUGUGCAAACUUGUUUCAAAUCGACAACACUGCGUUCGGCAAUGGAAAAUAUAACAACAGCUGAAGUGCAUAGAUUAGUGAUAGUGGACAGUGAAGGCCGGUUGGAAGGGGUGCUAUCGUUAUCAGAUAUCCUGAAAUUUCUUGUCGCGAGGCCUCUGCAUCUUCCAGCUUCUCCAUCUCACCAUCCUCAUCACACUCCUCUUCUUCUUCAUCAUCAACAUCUCUCUUUCCAUCAUCAUCAUCGUCAUCAGCAGCAGCAGCAGCAGCAACAACAACAGCCUAAUCAUCAGUGA
Helobdella robusta is the source of this 1428-nucleotide messenger RNA. RefSeq lists its product as hypothetical. The record is from RefSeq and is a predicted model, not a curated record. NCBI's taxonomy places the organism in Eukaryota, Metazoa, Annelida, Clitellata, Rhynchobdellida, Glossiphoniidae. The coding region runs from base 172 to 1428 and encodes 418 amino acids. The transcript has 14 exons.